Nicotiana attenuata is the source of this 524-nucleotide messenger RNA. RefSeq names its product auxin-responsive protein SAUR32-like. Lineage: Eukaryota; Viridiplantae; Streptophyta; Magnoliopsida; Solanales; Solanaceae. The record is from RefSeq and is a predicted model, not a curated record. Gene Ontology annotation, biological process: response to auxin. The transcript has a single exon. The coding region runs from base 92 to 451 and encodes 119 amino acids.
UAACCCCUCUCUCUCUCUCUCUCAACUGUACAAUCUUUUUUCAGAUAUCUUUGUUCUUGUUUUUGUUCGUUGAAUCUUGAUUAGUACACAGAUGGGUAGCGGAGAAAAACAUCAUCAUCUGAAUUUCCAUAUUCACAUGCCUCACAUUAACUUUCAUCAUAAUCAUCAUGGGAAGAAAGAAUUGAAAGAUAUACCAAAAGGGUGUUUUGCAGUUAUGGUAGGUCAAGGAGAAGAGCAACAUAGGUUUGUUAUCCCUGUCAGUUAUAUCAACCAUCCCCUGUUCUUGCAGUUAUUGAAUGAAGCAGCGGAAAAAUACGGAUUUGAUCAUAAAGGUCCAAUUAAUAUUCCUUGUCAUGUUGAAGAAUUUCGUCAUAUUCAGGGCUUGAUUGGUAAAGAAACUGCACAUCAUCAUCAUCAUCACCACCAUAAUCACUGGUGUUUUAAGGCCUGAUAAUAGUAGUAGUACUUUUUGACUCGGAAUUUUCAGUGCUCAAGUAAUGUAAAUUUCUAGUAUUGCCUCGAGU